CUCUCUUUGCAGUCCAGACAUCAUGCUUCCCCGAGUGGGUAAAGAGUUUGUGGUCCGAAUGCGGUUCAACUGGCGGCCUUUUUUUGAGGGCCGAACCCUCCUGUUAACAAACACCCUGAGCGGAGGAGUAAUAUUGGGGCUCGGAGACAUUGCGAUGCAAAGCUGGGAGAACUUUAAGAAGCCUGGUCGAGUCCGAGACUGGAAGAGGACAGGAUGCAUGUUUACGGUGGGCUGCUCCAUGGGUCCCAUGCUGCAUUACUGGUACAUCUUUCUGGACAGAGCGUUCGUGGGUAGAGCUCUGAAAACUGUUGGCAAGAAGGUUCUGGUGGACCAGCUGGUCGCCUCACCAUUCUUGGGGAUGUGGUAUUUCUUAGGUGAGGAAGAUUUUAAAGU
Notothenia coriiceps (black rockcod) is the source of this 393-nucleotide messenger RNA. It is a transcript of the gene mpv17l2, whose product is annotated as MPV17 mitochondrial inner membrane protein like 2. Gene Ontology annotation, cellular component: mitochondrion; membrane; cytoplasm. Lineage: Eukaryota; Metazoa; Chordata; Actinopteri; Perciformes; Nototheniidae. The record is from RefSeq and is a predicted model, not a curated record. The transcript has 2 exons. The annotation marks the transcript as partial. Gene Ontology annotation, biological process: mitochondrial ribosome assembly.